Messenger RNA from Zingiber officinale, 1002 nucleotides. RefSeq lists its product as uncharacterized. The record is from RefSeq and is a predicted model, not a curated record. Gene Ontology annotation, molecular function: protein dimerization activity. The transcript is spliced from 2 exons. The coding region runs from base 1 to 1002 and encodes 333 amino acids. Lineage: Eukaryota; Viridiplantae; Streptophyta; Magnoliopsida; Zingiberales; Zingiberaceae.
AUGUCUACGUGGACUUCUAUUUUACAAGUGCUUGAAAAUGUGUAUGAUGAUGGUACUAAUGAUGAUAAUAGUGGUAUCACCACCAGUUUGAUUGAUAAGAUGGAGAGUUAUGAAUUUGUGCUUGUGAUGCAUUUGAUGAAAUCUUUAUUGGGAAUCACAAAUGAAUUGUCACUUGCCUUACAACAAAAUUAUCAAAACAUUGUACUGGCUGUCAAUUUGAUCAAGACAAUAAAAGUUCGAUUACAAAAAUUGAGAGAGGAUGGAUGGGAGAAUUUUUCGGACGUCGCCAACAAAUUUUGUAGUAACCAUAUGAUUCCAGUACCGAAUAUGGAAGAAAAUAUAAGAACUCGUGGUCGCAGCAGAUGUAAUGGACAAAUGAUUACUAAUUUUCAUAACUAUCGUGUUGAAAUUUUUUGUCAGGUUCUUGAUAUGAUGGUUCAAGAGAUGAGUAAUCGGUUUUCAGAAUCAAGUACGGAGGUACUUACUUGCAUUGCUUGCUUAGAUCCAAAGAACUCUUUUUCUCAAUUUGAUAUUGGUAAGCUACUCCACCUUGCUGAACUUUAUUCGGAGGACUUUUCAUUGACUGAUCGUGCAAUACUUGAGGACCAACUUGAGACUUACAUUCAAAAUGUACGAGGUGAAUUUUCUAUGAUUGAAGAUUUGGGAAGUCUUGCUAAAAAUAUGGUUGAAAUGAGCAAGAAUACAAUUUUUCCAUUGAUAUAUCGUUUGAUCAAGUUAACAUUAGUUUUACCAGUUGCAACUGCUUCUGUUGAAAAAGUUUUUUCUGCGAUGAAAAUUAUCAAGACUGAUUUGCGUAAUAGGAUGGGGGAUGCGUGGAUGAAUGACAGUUUGGUAGUAUACAUCGAGAAAGAUAUUUUUGCUACAAAUGAAAAUGAACAAAUUUUACAACAUUUUCAACAGAUGAACACUCGUAGGAUCCAGUUGCCUCCUCUUGUUUGUAUGUCUAGAUAUGAUGCUGGUAGUUCAAGUAUUAAAAAAUAA